AUGCUGCCCAUUGAAACCUUGGAAGUGCGGGACGACCCCCGAAAAGGACGGGUAGAACCUGGUGAGCUUCUUACCCAGAUUCCUUUACAAGAAAAUUGCCCAGAGCUAACCGUGCAUGUCGACUCCGGCCUGAGCCUCCUUGAAAGAAACCGCCUGAUCGAGUUCCUUCGGUCCAAUAUGGACGUCUUCGCCUGGUCGCUCGCCGACAUGCCGAGGAUAGACCCUGAGGUCAUGCUUCACCGACUCCAGGUGAAACCGACCUACAGACCUGUGCGGCAGAAGAAACGGAGCUUCGCCCCGAAACAACAACGAGCAGCGACCGAAUUCGGACUCCCCCGCAUCCUGAUAUCUGACAACGGCCGUCAGUUUGACAACUCCCGUUUCAGAGAAUUCUGCUCCGAGCUCGGCAUCGACCACCGUUUCACCUCGAUCAUCCAUCCACAGACAAACGGAGAAACCGAUGUGACGAAUCGCACCAUUCUGCAGGGGCUCAAGGCUAGGCUCGACCGAUCCAAGGGGCAAAGGGUCAAGGAUCUAUACAAUGUUCUUUGGGCUUAUAGAACUAUGUUCCGACUUUCCACUGGCGAGACCCCCUUCAAUCUGGCGUAUGGAACAGAAGCUGUCAUCCCCUUGGAGAUCGGACUCCCCUCGCCAAGGGUAGAGCACCACGAUGCAAACUCCAACUCCUCUCAGCUCAGGAACAAUUUGGACCUCGUUGAAGAGACAAGGGAGGCAGCCCGAGUUUGCAUGGUGAGAUAUAAACGAAAAAUGGCACAGUACUACAACUCCAGAGUAAAAGCCAAGCUUUUCAAGGUAGGUGAUCUCAUCCUCAGGAGAGCAGGAGCUUCUCAGCCCACCGAGCAGGGCAAGCUUGCCCCAAACUGGGAAGGACCCUACCGGAUUGCGCGAGUCCAGCGGCCUGGAGCAUACAAAUUGGAGUCUCUCGAAGGAACUCCCAUUCUACGAAGCUGGAACUCCGAAAAUCUUCGGAUGUACUACCAAUAG
Molecule: messenger RNA, 1005 nt
Organism: Phoenix dactylifera (date palm)
Lineage: Eukaryota; Viridiplantae; Streptophyta; Magnoliopsida; Arecales; Arecaceae
Source: RefSeq, a predicted model, not a curated record